Molecule: messenger RNA, 2568 nt
Organism: Centropristis striata (black sea bass)
Lineage: Eukaryota; Metazoa; Chordata; Actinopteri; Perciformes; Serranidae
Gene: sfpq
Product: splicing factor proline/glutamine-rich
Exons: 10
Coding region: 196-2190 (664 amino acids)
Biological process (GO): regulation of DNA-templated transcription
Cellular component (GO): nucleus
Molecular function (GO): RNA binding
Source: RefSeq, a predicted model, not a curated record
CCUCCCACUGAGCCGCGGACCAAUCAGGUGGUCCGGGCGGAGCUCGCCGUCCUGUUGGAGAAGAAAGACUCGUCGAAGCACAACCGUUAGUCGCCAUUUUAAGGACUUCGAUCUACCGGUUGAAGGCCGUGAUUACGCAGCAAAUUAUAGCGUUUUUGGUAUUUUAAUCGUAGUUUUUUGCAAAUAUAAGGAUCAAUGUCUCGAUUUAACAAUAAUCGCGGCGGCCUCGGGAUGAAUAAUUUCCAGCAGCGCCGAGGGGCCGGUGGGCCCGGCGGCCCGAUGCGGGGCGGACUGAUGGGACACCCACACUUCAGGACCCAUCCUUUCCAGAACCAAAACCAGAACCGAAAGGGUCCGAAUAAUAACUUCAACAGACCGCCUAACCAGGGACCACAGACCCCCCAGAAGCCACAACAGAACCAGUCGCUGCCGAUCAUCCCUCCUCCAAGUCCGGGCCCGGCUCUCACCAUGAAAGGCCCGAUGCAGCAGCAGAAGACACCAGCGGCUCAGCCGGAGCAGAAACCAGCCACCCCUACCACCACCCCGGCCCCUACCACCACCCCUACCCCGACCCCAGCCUCUACACCUCAGCCCAAGGUCCAGUCGACCCCGCCGAAGCCUAACCUGACCUCACCUCCACCAAACCAGGCCAACAAGAGCCAGAACCAGCCGAUGAAGUCUCCAGCAGGCAACGCGAACGGGCAGAAGCAGCCUCCACACCCGAGCCCUAAGCCGGGCCCCCACCAGGGCCACAAGCCGGGUCCCCACCAAGGCCACAAGCCGGGCCCCCACCAAGGCCAGAGGCCAGGCUCCCAGAUGGGCCAGAGGUCGGGGGGCCCUCACCAGGGCCAGAGGUCUGGGCCCUUCCAAGGCCAGAGAGGAGGACCGCCACCAGUCAGACAGCAGGAGCCCGAGAAAAUGUCCACAGAGGAGUCGGACGCCCAGGAAAAGGCUUUCAAGGCAACACUGUCCAUGCUGCUGAAACCCGGUGAGAAGUCGUACACACAGAGGUGUCGUCUGUUCAUCGGGAACCUGCCCAACGACAUCACAGAAGAAGAUUUCAAGAAGCUGUUCGCUAAAUACGGAGAGCCCAGCGAGGUCUUCAUCAACAAAAGCAAAGGCUUUGGUUUCAUCCGAUUGGAGUCCCGUGCUCUUGCAGAGAUAGCUAAAGCAGAGUUGGAUGACACACCGACAAAAGGCAGACCCCUGCGUGUCCGAUUUGCCACACACUCUGCAGCUCUGUCUGUGAAGAAUCUGUCACCAUAUGUUUCCAAUGAGCUCCUGGAAGAAGCUUUCUCACAGUUCGGUAUGGUCGAGAGGGCCAUCGUCAUCGUCGAUGACCGUGGGCGCUCCUCAGGCAAGGGCAUUGUCGAGUUCGCCUCCAAACCUGCAGCCAGAAAGGCACUGGAUCGGUGCAACGAGGGUGUCUUCCUCCUCACCACGUCACCACGGCCGGUUGUUGUUGAGCCUCUGGAGCAGUUUGAUGAUGAAGACGGUCUUCCAGAAAAAUUGGCACAGAAAAACCCCAGAUAUCAAGCAGAGCGCGAGGAACCACCUCGUUUUGCUCGUCCCGGCACUUUUGAAUAUGAAUACUCAAAGCGCUGGAAGUCCCUGGAUGACAUGGAGAAGCAGCAGCGGCAGCAGGUGGAGAAGAACAUGCGCGAGGCCCGUGAGAAGCUGGAGAGCGAGAUGGAGGACGCAUACCAUGAGCACCAGGCCAACCUGCUCAGACAAGAUCUUCUGAGGCGACAGGAGGAGCUGCGGCGUAUGGAGGAGAUGCACAGUCAGGAGAUGCAGAAGAGGAAGGAGAUGCAGCUCAGACAAGAAGAGGAGCGUCGCCGGCGGGAAGAAGAGAUGAUUCGCAAGAGGGAGAUAGAAGAACAGAUGCGCCGGCAGCGUGAGGAGAACUACAGGAUGGGCAACUUCAUGGAUAGGGACAGGGAAAUGAGGAUGAGUGCUGGUGGCGCAUUGGGAAUGGGUGAUUUGCCCUUCGGUGGUGCCAACCAGAAGUUCCCCAUGGGUGGACUGGGUUUUGAUGGCCAGGGAGCAGCUUCAGGAGGCUUGAUGGGCAAAGAAAUGCGCAACGAGCGCUUCGCCCAGGGUGGUCCUAGGGGAAUGGGACCUGGUAACUCCGGGUUCGGCAGAGUGCGUGAGGAGUUUGAUGGUCCUGCUAAGAAACCCAGAUUUUAAAUCCUGCUCUUUGAUGCUCCCAGCAGCACCACUUGUAUAGAUUCUCCACAACAAACAUGUUGAGUCACGUUUCUUGUAUUUAAGUUUAAAUUGUUGCUACAUUUUUAGCCUGACAAUUUACUAAUUUUAUGACAAAGUCAAUAUUUUCCUUUUUUAUUUUGUAUUGUCAGUAGUAUGGAAAGAUAGGACACCCUUGUGUGAUCCUUUAGUUCUUUCUGACCCAUGUAUAAUUUUCUUUUCUAGAUGUAUUAUGCUCUGUGAGUCGCCGUGAAGUGAUAAUUGUAACAUCUUUCUCUACUUUCUAUGGCUGUGUUUUGUGCCAUACAUUUGGAGUCAAAGCAUGUAUUAUAAUAAAGAGACAUUGGUUCUAUCAGGACA